AUGCAGCUCGAAAUCCAUUCGGGUAUUGUUGAUAGCUUGUGUCCGCAUAGGUUAAAAUAUCGUAAACACGCCGUUCCCAACUUGCAGUCCGAUCUGAGAGCUACCGAAGCGUUUUCGGAGGCUCCGAUAACCGCAUGCCGGGGGAAGCGAGGCUGGCGGGAUGUAGUGCGUGUGGUUGAAGCUGCUGAGGGGGAUCUUCAGCAUACAAGAGGUGAAAGCUCUGCCAGCGCUCGCUUCGCUCCCCGAGGCGUCCCACAAGGAGGAACGUUGGAGACGCAUCGGAGCGCGCGCACACCUUGCGCCUUCGAUCCGGGUCGCUGCGCAGCCACGCAAACGUUCUCGGCGGAUCGGAGGUGGGAAGUGCCACCGGACCCCAACCGCAGCUCUCCCGGGGGCAGCUCCCGUCCCCGUCUGCGGGACCCCCUUCACCGCUUGACCGACCGGGAACGGGUCUGGGCGAGUCAGACGGUGGUACCCUCCGUCCGACAAACCGAACCCCGCGCGUUUAACUUUUCUGCGUGCACACCCGAGGGCGAGAUGUCUCACGCCUCGGUCCUGCCGCGCCUUUGCCCGGCGAUCGCUCUCCUCUCCUUUCCCGGUCGGGCCCUGCUUUAA
This is a messenger RNA of Aquila chrysaetos chrysaetos, 615 nucleotides long. RefSeq lists its product as uncharacterized. NCBI's taxonomy places the organism in Eukaryota, Metazoa, Chordata, Aves, Accipitriformes, Accipitridae. The transcript has 2 exons. The coding region runs from base 1 to 615 and encodes 204 amino acids. The record is from RefSeq and is a predicted model, not a curated record.